This is a messenger RNA of Phymastichus coffea, 2297 nucleotides long. It is a transcript of the gene D2hgdh, whose product is annotated as D-2-hydroxyglutarate dehydrogenase, mitochondrial. NCBI's taxonomy places the organism in Eukaryota, Metazoa, Arthropoda, Insecta, Hymenoptera, Eulophidae. Gene Ontology annotation, molecular function: catalytic activity; FAD binding. The record is from RefSeq and is a predicted model, not a curated record. The coding region runs from base 273 to 1793 and encodes 506 amino acids. Gene Ontology annotation, cellular component: mitochondrion. The transcript is spliced from 8 exons.
CGAUGUGUACGCGGAUGGCGUCUCGCGUUAUCAUUAGAGGGGCUUUCAUUUGCCUCUGAUACGCUGAGGACGACAAGCUGAAUCGUUUUUUGCUCGUAAAGUGUCUGUGCAAUUCGCGUGUAGUGGUUGUUGAAUCAAGAUACGCGCAGGAAACAUUUCAAAUUUAGAUACAAUCAAUUUUGUGCGGUAGCAGUAGUUGAACGCACGCGCACGCGCACACACACACACACGCGCGCGCUCACACAGCUCGCCGGCGGCUUCGAGAGAAAGAGAUGAGGCGGACCUUUGGCGCGUUGUUAAACGGCAGCCGGCGCCAACUGGCCUCAGGCGCUGCUGUCGCUGCUACACGCACGCAGCCCGAACUCACGGCCGUCAGAUACAAGGUCAAGCGAGGGCCUUACGCCCUCAUCAAUGAUCAACACGCCGCCUUCUUCCAGCAACUGCUAGGCAACGAGAGGGUCAUCACCGAGCCUGACGAGUGCGACACUUACAAUAUCGAUUGGUUGAGGAUUGUCAAAGGCUCGAGCCGGGCAGUGUUGAAACCAAAGAGCACCGAGGAGGUCUCCGAGAUUCUACGUUACUGCGACCAGGAGAAACUUGCCGUUUGCCCACAGAGCGGUAAUACUGGAUUGGUCGGUGGAAGUGUGCCUGUAUUCGAUGAGGUCGUCGUCUCGAUGCGGCUCAUGAAUCAGAUCAUCGACACUGAUCAGUUAGCUGGCACGCUGGUGUGCGAGGCAGGUUGCGUCUUGCAGACCCUCGACGAGCAUCUGAACCGCCACGGCAUGAUGAUGCCGAUUGACCUUGGAGCUAAGGGCAGCUGUUUGAUCGGCGGUAACGUCUCCACCAACGCCGGUGGCCUGCGGCUAUUGCGCUACGGUAACCUACACGGAAACAUUUUGGGACUGGAAGCCGUGCUAGCGAACGGCAAGGUGGUGGACUGCAUGAACACGCUGAAGAAGGACAACACGGGUUACGAUCUGAAACACUUGUUCAUCGGCUCGGAGGGGACUCUCGGGGUCGUUACGAAGGUGGCUAUUCAGUGUCCCACGAUGCCCAAGGCCAUAAACCUCGCCUUUCUGGGCAUGAAAAGCUUCGACAAAGUGCUGCAAGCGUACAGCACAGCGAAGAGAGAUGUGGCGGAGAUACUGUCGUCGUGCGAGAUGAUUGACCGCGCGUCAGUGGAGAGUGCGAGGGACGCGCUGGGCUUGAGAAGUCCUUUGUCGUCCGAGCACGAGUUCUACGUCCUGAUCGAGACAGCCGGUAGCCAACUGUCGCACGACGAGGAGAAACUUACCGCCUUUUUGGAGAAGGUCAUGGCCGAUGGUAUUGCUGACGAUGGCACUGUUACCUCGGAGCCGAGCAAGAUCAGGAACAUCUGGGAGCUGAGGGAGAGAUUAACCGAGGCCCUGACGAAGGAAGGCUAUCUGUUUAAGUAUGACGUCUCGCUGCCCAUGGCGCACUUCUACUCGAUAGUCCCGGUGUUACGCGAACGACUCCGAGACUGCGGGGACGUGCGCUUCGUCAACGGCUUCGGCCAUUUGGGCGACGGCAACGUGCACGUGCAAGUCGGCACCCGCGACUACGACGCGCGAGUGAACGAUCUGCUGGAGCCCUUCGUCUUCGAGUACACGUCCAAGCUGCGCGGCAGCGUGAGCGCCGAGCACGGCAUCGGAUUCAAGAAGGCCAAGUUUCUGCACUACAGCAAGGACGAGUCGGCAAUCGAGCUGAUGCGUCUCAUGAAACGCACCAUGGAUCCCAACGGCAUACUCAAUCCCUACAAAGUUAUUUGCUGAGGCGCUUGCUGCCGACUGCUGCCUUGUUAUAUAUGUAUGCGCGCACACAGACAGAGGUUAUUUUCCUCUUUCUUUCCUUUUUCUUCCCUCUUUCUUUCCUUGUGCAACCUGUAUUGUUGUGUCUUUCUUUCUUCUGUUACUUUUUUGCGAAGGGGAGCCGAAUGUGUGUAUUGUUAUAUCGCAUUUGUAAAUCAUAGAAAACUUACUAAAAUGGUGACUUAUACAUUCCGAAAUUAACGUUGCUCAAUUGCAAAUCAUUGUCAGGACGACAGUUUGACAUUCCAGUGGCGUUAUGCACGUCGAAUGUUUCAUUGGAAAAGCAAUGUAGCAUCGAGCUGAGAUUACAUGUACAGUAGAACGAUGUUUUGCGAUUGUCGCUACUAGCCUAAGCUACCGUAAGUGCUAUUGUUGAUGUUGUUGUGUAGCCGUGGAUGCGUAAAGCUGAUGUCAUUGCCGCUGAAAUAAACCGCGUGCACGCGCUACGAAACGUAACGUUUUUCAUUG